CUUAGAAAGACAAACAAACCUUUGAUGGAAAAGAAACGACGAGCCAGAAUCAACACAUGUCUGAAUCAGUUGAAGAGCCUUGUCCUACAAGCUAUGAAUAAAGAUAGCUCACAAUAUUCCAAGUUAGAAAAGGCUGAUAUUCUGGAGAUGACGGUAAACUUCUUGAAAGCUGUGCCACAACAGAAAGCCCGAGCCGCAUCACACGAAACCGUGGGUGCCAUAGCCAAGUACAACUCUGGCUUCACCGAGUGUGCUGCCGAGGUGGGGAGAUACUUAGGGUCAGUCCAAGGCGUGGACGGGGAAGUGCGAUCCCGUGUGUUAAAUCACCUGUCUCAUCGCAUGAAUGCUAUUCAAACGAGUCAGCCAACAGCCCCCCCACCAGCCACUCAUUCCCAGCCAUCCAUCCAGCCCGUAUACGUUCAAAUCCCCAACACCACCCCAGUAAUUCCAGGAGUCCAUACCGCCAGCUACCCCGCUACCACGCCUGUAUCCACAUCCGGUCCACACCAUCAGGGAGCUCUGGUCGUGAUGCCAUCCGCAGUUGUCCUCCCAACACCAGUCACCGUUCAGCAUUCUUGGCAACAACAACACCAACAGCAGCAGCUACUCCAGCAGAACUUCGUUAUGCCCCUGUCUCCUCCCUCGUCCCGAGGCUGCUCUCCAGUGUCAAGUGUUAGCCAAACACCCGUACCUGUGAGACACAGUGCUAUCCAGGGGGUCCAGAAAUCGUCCGUUCCCACGAAUGUCGACCUGAAAUCUGAGCAGUUAUGGCGACCGUGGUGAGGUGCAAACAAUGACAACAGAUUCUAUUCACUGAAGUGCCAAAACGGACUGACCAAGCUGUGAAAAAAAACAUUAUCUGACAUUUAUCCUUUUAUUGCUCAAAUCUAUGGGACCAAAGUUUAUGUAUAUAUUUAUAUUUUUAUAUAAAUUAUUGUAUUUUUUGAAGUAUUAUACCUUCGCUACAUGUAUUUGGUGCAAGCAUUUUAUAUGCUACAAUUUAUUGGUGAUAUAAAAGUGAACA
Molecule: messenger RNA, 1024 nt
Organism: Liolophura sinensis
Lineage: Eukaryota; Metazoa; Mollusca; Polyplacophora; Chitonida; Chitonidae
Product: transcription factor HES-2-like
Exons: 3
Coding region: 25-783 (252 amino acids)
Biological process (GO): regulation of DNA-templated transcription
Molecular function (GO): protein dimerization activity; DNA binding
Source: RefSeq, a predicted model, not a curated record